This is a messenger RNA of Branchiostoma floridae (Florida lancelet), 2691 nucleotides long. Its product is annotated as alpha-N-acetylneuraminide alpha-2,8-sialyltransferase-like. Gene Ontology annotation, biological process: oligosaccharide metabolic process; N-glycan processing. The coding region runs from base 287 to 1609 and encodes 440 amino acids. Lineage: Eukaryota; Metazoa; Chordata; Leptocardii; Amphioxiformes; Branchiostomatidae. Gene Ontology annotation, molecular function: alpha-N-acetylneuraminate alpha-2,8-sialyltransferase activity. The record is from RefSeq and is a predicted model, not a curated record. The transcript has 8 exons.
CACCUCUGGGAUAGAAGGGUUGUCACUCAAGAUGCCCCCCGGCUAUGAUGUACCCACGCAAUUCACGACAGAAGGCGACAAAAUGUAUGCGGGAGGACUAUAGUCGAGCUUUGAUAGCCUGGGCGCUCCUAUCUUAAUGAUAACCCCGGUCUCACUCCGAGCACCGAGGGGGUCCGUUGUAGAAUUUCCUCGGGGGCAUGUCGCUAUCAGAGCCGAAGAGUUGGAAUGUGUAGGCCCUGGAAGCAGUCUGGUUACGUCUUGCUGUUUCUAAACAUUUGUUGGAACGAUGGCAAGUCGCGAUUUCAAAUACAAGUUCUUUCUGGCCAUAAUCAUGCUGUCCGUGAACCAAAUGCUACUGAUUUUCAUCAUUUCGGACCCUGGAUCUUGUGAUGACUUGGACAACUUUCGGGCUGAACUGGAGAUACAGAAUCGCGCUGAAACGGAGGCGAAACACCGCGAGGUUCGAGAAGCGGAUCCUAUCAACCACCUCGGUCCUAUCGACAUCUCAGCGCUCGACGACAUUGCAUUUGAAGACUCGCCGAUCGUAUUGGAAAAUGCAGACACCAAGGAACAGCAAUCACAAAAGAAAGAAAACCAAGCAAUGAGAGAAGAGGAUAUCUCUGACGUACAGAAAGAUUGGAAUCUCCAUAUGAAAGAGGAAAAUCUGGGCGAGCUACCGAUAAUCCCCAGGGACUGGGAGGGCUUCAACAUGACGGAAGUUGAAAACUUCAGGAAGAUGGUGCUAAACAAGACCAGAGUGGCUACUCACCUCUACACCUCCCAGAAGAACGUGCCCGUCCACUCCAAGCUGACGUUCUUCCAGUCCAAUCUCACGGUCAAGAUCAUGAGAGGGACGUACCAGUAUUUUCCCCGGAAUGUCCAGUUCCCCAGAAAACCGCACCAGAGGUGCAGCGUGGUUGGGAACGGGGGGAUUCUGACAGGAAGUGGCUGUGGGAACGAGAUCGACUCUGCAGAUCACGUGUUCAGACUGAACUUACCACCAAUCCACGGGCGGUUUACUGAAGACGUGGGUGAGAAGACUAACUUUGUCACACUGAACCCCUCCGUACUGCAACACGAAUAUGGUCUACUUCUUGAGGAAGAAAAGGUCAGAGCCUUCGUGCAAACGGUUGCAAUGUAUCCAACCAACGCAGUGAUCUACACACACCCGUUCGACCACAAGAAGUACAGGAAACCGGUGUACCGGGCACACAAGGCGAUGCUGGGCGGCUCGGAACAGGAGAUGCGGUGGUCACAUCCAGAGUUCUUACGCGCAGCGGACCGUUUCUGGAAGAAGGCGUUUCAUCUGAAGGAGCCACGAAUUACAUCAGGCCUGCUUGUGGCGACCAUCGCUCUAUCCAUGUGUGAAGAGACCCACCUCUAUGGCUUCUGGCCUUACAGAACAGCCCAAGAUGGCAGGGUUCUAGCCUAUCACUACUUCGAGCGGCCCAUCUCAAACAGCGGCUUCCAGGACGGAGAAGAGGUGUUUAGGUCUGGUGUUGCAAACAACAAACAUCACAGGAUGGGGGACGAAUUUUCUGUACUGUGGUACUUGCACAAGAAGGGCGUUUUACGUCUCCACGUGGAAGACUGUGAGGAAAGAUAUUGACGAGCAAAGAAGACAGACUAAAGAUGAUGUUUAACAGGACGGAGAAGAGAUGUUCAGGUCGGGUGUUGCGAACAACAGACAUCACACGAUGGGGGACGAAUUUUCUGUACUGAGGUACUUGCACAAGAGGGGUGUUUUACGUUUUAACGUGGAAGACUGUGAGGAAAGAAGACAGACUAAAGAUAACGUUUUCUAAACUCCAAGCAGAUCCUACAGUAGCAUUAGAUAGUAUCAAAAGCUGCAAGAAGAGCUAAGCUGGCCUAGGAGUGUGUUUGGCUACUCUUUGGCAAGCCAUACUUCUUGGCCAGCUUUGAUACUAUCUUGCUUCAAUGGUAAAUCUGCCUGAUUAGAAGAUUUCCAGUUUCUACGAUAUAUUAAGUGAAAGAUAUAUAAGCCAUAGAUAAUAAGUGAAAUAGCAAAGUAUCUAUUCGAAUAAAGUACAUGUAUGCCCUCUUUUUAAACUUCUCAAAAUUCUUAAGGUGAUGCAAGUUCUUACCAAAGUCGGGUGCAAACUUUGAUAAGAGAUAUUGCACAGAUAUAUCAGAAAAGUACCUCAAAUAUAGCAACAUUUCAGUCUACACUGUAUACAAAAAGAUAACAUUAUUUUUGUGUACAACAUUUCUUUUAUUCUAUGGAAGUCCUUGGUUCAUGCAAAGUGGGGAAAAGAUAUGAAAACAUCAUAAAUUUGUAUUCAUCCAGUUCAAGAUGUGUUCAAGUUUGGCAGAGAAGGGGUGCGUACUGUAUCUAUUAUAAGCUUUUCCAUUCAAAAUUUCACUUCCACAAAUUUAUUCAUAACAUUUAAAGAGGACAAUCAUUAAAUGCAUAUGACAAAGUGUUGGUAAGAAUUCUUUUUAAUCGGAAAAUUCUUUACAACUCAACAUCAUGAUCUUGUUUUUUGUGUCAGUCUGAAUUCAUAUCUGUACUUGUAUGUGUACUUAAGAAGUACCAGUAGUGCAAAGUAUUAACUAUAAUUGCAACUGCUUACAAGCUACUAGUGUAUUACACUGAAUGAUGGCUAUACCAGCUAUAAAGAUAUAUACAUAAUGUAUUAUGUAUCUAUCAGAAAUAAAUUGGUGACAUUA